AUGAAGCUGCUUCUGCUGACGGCGCGUCGCGUGGCGCGCGCAGCUACCCCCGCGGCGGUGAAUGCGUUGCGUCCGUCAAUCGCUCGUCCGAUGGUAAACGCUGUGUCGAUGCCCGGUGCGCGCUUCAUGAGUGACAAAACUGGCGACAAGAAGAACACAGACGCUUCCAAGCUGUUCGCUUCCAAGGACGACAGUGACAGUGAUAGUGACAGUGACUCAGACUCGGACAGCGACUCAGAUAGCGAUUCAGAUGAAGAGCAGGUGGUGGAGGUGGAAGAGCUGGAAGAGCUGCUGCCUAUUGACGAGGAGGGCAUUUCCACGGCUGAGAGACGACGCCGUCUUGACGCGUUUUUGGCACACAACGCCGAUUUCUUCGACGAGGAGCGCUGGGGCGCACAGGACGGCGAAAAUUGGUUUGGCUUUGACGGCAACAUUGACGCCGUGACCGAGGAGGGCGUGCCCACGUGGCUGCAGUCUGUGCGUAACAUGGUGACCGUCGAGGAAGAACGCGCGAUCCGCGCCAAGGCGGCCCGUAUCGCAUUUCACGAGGCCAAGAACAAGGUUGUGCGUGUGCGAAAGCUCGACGAAAAGGGACGUGCCUAUGGCACUGGCCGCCGUAAAACCAGCACAGCGCGUGUGUGGGUCAAGCCUUCUGCGGAGCCUUUUAUGGGCCGCAUUAAGGUGAACAAGAAGGACCUGGUGGACUAUUUUGUGCGUGACACGCAUCGCGAAGACGUGCUCAUGCCUUUCUCUGUGGUGGACAAGAUCGGCGGAUUCGACGUGUACUGCACGGUCAAGGGCGGAGGCGUGACCGGCCAGGCCGGCGCCGUGCGUCACGGUAUCGCCCGUGCGCUGCAGAACUUCGACCCGGAGAUGCGUCCGGCCCUCAAGAAGGCGGGCCUGAUCACGCGUGACCCGCGUAUGGUCGAGAGGAAGAAACCUGGUCAGGCCAAAGCCCGUAAGAAAUUCCAGUGGGUCAAGAGAUAG
Molecule: messenger RNA, 987 nt
Organism: Phytophthora infestans T30-4
Lineage: Eukaryota; Oomycota; Peronosporomycetes; Peronosporales; Peronosporaceae
Product: 30S ribosomal protein S9
Exons: 1
Coding region: 1-987 (328 amino acids)
Biological process (GO): translation
Cellular component (GO): cytosolic small ribosomal subunit; ribosome
Molecular function (GO): structural constituent of ribosome; RNA binding
Source: RefSeq, a predicted model, not a curated record